Messenger RNA from Hydra vulgaris (swiftwater hydra), 592 nucleotides. RefSeq lists its product as uncharacterized. The record is from RefSeq and is a predicted model, not a curated record. Gene Ontology annotation, molecular function: 3'-5'-RNA exonuclease activity. Lineage: Eukaryota; Metazoa; Cnidaria; Hydrozoa; Anthoathecata; Hydridae.
UACUACUGUUUUUAGUCUAUAGAUUCUCUAAACUGUUUUUUUCAAAACAAAAAGAAAUAGUAAUCAACUAAACUUUUAGUCUAAAGUUUACAAAAUGGAAAUGUGCUGUGAACUUAACAAUCUACGUGAAAUGGUGGUUCAAUCUAUAAGUCAAGAAUCUACCAAAGUGUUGUCUGAAAUAGCAACCUGCAAGAAUAUUUUGGAUUUUCUGGAUAUAAAUGAUGGCAUUAUUUCUCUCAAAUAUCCUGAUUUUGUGUUAAGCAAUAGCCAUUUUCUACAAAUUUGCAAAGACAAAAAUAAACAUAACAUAACAUUAGAAAAUCUUUCAUUAUUUUUUACAACCUACUGUAAGUAUAAUAUCUCUAGAGUGAUGCUUAUAAGGAUCUUAAAAAAGUUAAAAGGUUACAUUGUAAAAUUAAAUCGAGCCAAAAAUUUGGACUUAAAAAACAUUUUUUAAGCUCUGCUUUAUCUUUUAAUGGUGCUUUUUCUGAUGUUGUUGGUUUGUUACCUUCUGAUGCUUGUUCUACCCCUACUUCUAUCUACAAUAGUGAAAUUGUUCCAAAUCAAGUUUCUGUUUUUGUAUCUUCUGAUU